AUGACCGUCGUGGGCGGCGACGACGCGGCGGCGGCGCCCGGGCGCGGGCAGACGGUGUGCGUGACCGGCGCCGGCGGCUACGUCGGGUCGUGGAUCGUCAAGCUCCUGCUCGAGAGGGGGUACGCCGUCAGAGGCACCGUGCGCAACCCCGACGACGCGAAGAACGCGCACCUGAGGGCGCUCCCCGGCGCGGCGGAGAGGCUGGCGCUGUGCAAGGCCGACCUGCUCGACUACGACGCGCUGCGGGCGGCCGUCGCCGGCUGCCACGGCGUCUUCCACACCGCGUCGCCCGUCACCGACGAUCCGGAGGAAAUGGUGGAGCCAGCGGUGACGGGGACGCGCUACGUCAUCGACGCCGCUGCGGAGGCCGGCACGGUCCGCCGCGUCGUCCUGACGUCGUCCAUCGGCGCGGUCGCCAUGGACCCCAACCGCGCGCCGGACGCCGUCGUCGACGAGUCGUGCUGGAGCGACCUCGAAUUCUGCAAGAAGACCAAGAACUGGUACUGCUACGGGAAGGCGGUGGCGGAGCAGGCUUCGUGGGAGGCGGCGGCGGCGCGCGGGGUGGACCUGGUGGUGGUGAACCCGGUGCUGGUGCAGGGCCCGGCGCUGCAGCCGACGGUGAACGCCAGCCUCAUGCACGUGCUGAAGUACCUCAACGGCUCCGCCAAGACGUACGCCAACGCCGUGCAGGCGUACGUGCACGUCCGCGACGCCGCCGACGCGCACGUCCGCGUCUUCGAGGCGCCCCACGCCGCCGGCCGAUACAUCUGCGCCGACGCCGUGCUCCACCGCGAGGACGUCGUCAGGACCCUCCGCAAGUUCUUCCCGGACUACCCCGUCCCGGAAAGGUGCUCUGAUGAGGUGAACCCAAGGAAGCAGCCGUACAAGAUAUCCAACCAGAAGCUGAGGGACUUGGGCCUGGAGUUCACUCCGGCGGCGCAGGCCCUGUACGACACCGUCAUAUGCUUCCAGGAGAAGGGCAUCAUCCCUAUCCCUGCCCCAACGCCGUCACCGGAGCCGGAUCAGGCCUGA
This is a messenger RNA of Miscanthus lutarioriparius, 1032 nucleotides long. Lineage: Eukaryota; Viridiplantae; Streptophyta; Magnoliopsida; Poales; Poaceae. The record is from the annotation of a GenBank genome assembly.